Cheilinus undulatus (humphead wrasse) is the source of this 2958-nucleotide messenger RNA. RefSeq names its product protein tyrosine phosphatase non-receptor type 2a (gene ptpn2a). The transcript has 9 exons. Gene Ontology annotation, biological process: protein dephosphorylation. Gene Ontology annotation, molecular function: protein tyrosine phosphatase activity. The record is from RefSeq and is a predicted model, not a curated record. Lineage: Eukaryota; Metazoa; Chordata; Actinopteri; Labriformes; Labridae. The coding region runs from base 155 to 1408 and encodes 417 amino acids.
AGUAUUGUGCCGGAGCAGCAGACUCCCCGCAGGGAUUCCCAGGGUUACACAGACUGCUGUUUAGAUGGCUCAUAGAAAGGACUAACUUGGUAAGCGUCGCCGAAAACACUCAGCAAUCACCCAGCGUGUGUCUCUGGACACUGUUCACGGCACCAUGGAGCAAGAAUUUGACGACAUUGAUUCAUCCGGGAGAUGGCAAAACCUUUACAAUGAGAUUCGCAACCAAGCCAGUGAAUAUCCCUACAAAGUGGCAAAACUUCCCGUGAAUCGGAAUUUGAACCGCUACAGAGAUGUCAGCCCAUAUGAUCACAGUCGUGUAAAACUUGAAAACUCUGAAAAUGACUACAUCAAUGCAAGUUUAGUCAUGGUGGAAGAAGCCCAAAGAGAUUACAUUCUUUCUCAGGGGCCUUUGAGGAAUACCUGUGGUCAUUUCUGGCUGAUGAUUUGGGAGCAGUGUUCCAAAGCAGUUAUAAUGCUCAACAGAGUAAUUGAAAAGGGAUCUGAAAAGUGUGCACAGUACUGGCCCACCACAGAAGAGCUACAGAUGUCUUUCACGGACACAGGGUUUGUUGUCAGGCUACUUUCUGAGGAGGACCAAUCCUAUUACACAAUCCGAGUCCUAGAACUGCAAAACACAAUGACAAAGGAAUCUAGGGAGAUCUACCACUUUCACUACACCACAUGGCCUGACUUUGGUGUCCCAGAAUCCCCCGCCUCUUUCCUAAAAUUUCUCUUCAAAGUGCGAGAGUCAGGAUCACUAGACCCAGAACAUGGGCCCUCUGUGGUGCACUGCAGUGCUGGGAUUGGACGUUCUGGGACCUUUGCCCUGGUGGACACCUGCCUGAUCCUGAUGGCCAAGAGAAAAAACCCGUCAUCAGUGGACAUACAGAAGGUUCUUCUAGACAUGAGGGAAUACCGCAUGGGUCUGAUCCAGACCCCAGACCAGCUCCGCUUCUCCUAUAUGGCUGUCAUUGAGGGAGCCAAGCUCAUCCUGACAGACAACUCAGCAGCACAGCUAAACAAACAGAGGGUGAUGUCAACUGAUGACCUGGAGCCAGAUCUGCCCCCUCCACCACCUCCCCCAAGACCUCACUUCAAUGAUAACAGACCCAACGGUCAGCCAGGACCCUGUCUGGACCCUGAACCUGCCUCAGGAGACCACCUACCUGCAGGAGAUUCAGACAGCCAAGACCACAGCAUUGCAGAUAGUUCUGGACAUGUCAGGAAACGGCACCGUGAGGAGAGGAUCGCCAGCACCACACAGAAGGUCCUGCAGAUGAAACAGAGACUGAACGACUCAGAGAGGAAACGGGAGAAGUGGCUGUACUGGAGACCCAUCCUUCUCAAUGUGGGUGCAGGGGCAGCUCUGGCAGUGGGCCUGCUGGUGUGCUGGAUUUACUCCCAGUGAAACAUUUGUGGUCACUCUUAACUGACUCAUAUUUUGCACCAGUACCUGGGAUUAGGUACUUCUCUAGGUAGAUUUAGAAGGUAAUAUGUGCAUAACUGAGGGUAUUUAUUUCUUAAGGUCAAAAUGUGGGAGCGCUGGAUCAAAUGAUUGUGUGUGUAUAUUUUUCAUGUAAGAUCUUAACAAAUAUAGUAACAUCUCAGGAUCUUGGUGCCAGCACGAUGAUUUAAUUUCCUUUUCUUCUUGUCAAUGUUGAUGAAUGUACUGUAUCAUUGCAAAUUGCUUUGAAAGAAACUUACUAAAGUUGCAGUACAAAGCAAAUAGACAUAUAUAUUUUGACAGGUUUGUUUUGCAUUCUUUAUUUUAAAUGGUCAGGUGUGUCGAUCAUCAUUGGAUUUUUUUUUUAUUUACAUUUCAACAAACUUGUGUUGACUUUACAGCCUACCUUUGACAAGUAGGAAGACUUUAAAAUCUAAGAGUCAGCUAUGGCAUUUUUUUUUUAUUUUCACCAGUAAUGAAACUUGCAUUUCAUGCAUGUAUUUAGACGUUUUCCUGAGCAUCACUUGUUCUUCCGUUGACAUUAAGCAGGGCAUCCCAGUAUGGCCAGAUAUAUAUUUUUGUGACUGGUAACUUCAAGGGGAGCCGCCUUGCUGGUGUUUUAAACUUCGCUAGAAUGUUAACCUUUUAUUGUCUCUUCAAAGAGCAUGACAUUUUCCAUAGGUUUUUGUUUUUACAAUUUGUCUGGUCCCUCACCACAUAGAACGUGUAUUAACCCACUGGAUGGGUUUGUUUGUGUGUUUAGAUUUUCCCACUGUUUUUAAGGAAACCAAAGCAAAGCUGUCUAACUUUCAGAAGAUUGCAGCCAAGCAAGCUGGUAAAUGAAAAACCUAAUGCUCCCAAUAUGUGGAAUGUGAUUUCCAUUGGGUAUAACAAAAAUCUGCAUUACAAAGGUAUGGCGCCGUAGUUUGCCCUGUGUGUGAAUUCUUCAUUUGAACCUACAGAAUCAAGGAAAUGGUUUUCAGUUGACUGGGACCAGUCUAAAACUGUAAAAGUGCAAUGUAGAAGUUGGAGCAGAGCACUUUGGAGAAAUUCCACUUAGGAUAGUGAUAGCCUACUUGUAAAUUUAUCUGUUUGUUAGCUGGUUGAGAUAGCUCUUUAUGUGCCUUGAAGUGAGUUAAGUGGAAAUAUGUGUGCUCCAAGGUUUGCCAGCAUGAUCAGUUCAGAUGAAAGCUCACCUAAGCCGCUGUUUCUUAUGAAACAUGAGUAACGGCGUAGAAAGUUCUGUUGCAACUGGAGGUGGAUGUGUCAUUAACAUCCUUGAAUGGGUGGGGAGAUGAUUGGCUAGAUACCACUCUUUGACACUGCUUUUUCUCAGAUCUUAUUUAACCCAGAAGAGAAACAGUUAAACAUAACAUUCCAUUCAUUCUUGUUUUUCACGUAAGACUUCAGGGGAGUUUUGUUAUGUACACUGUUAAACUGCAGUGAAAACAUGACAUAUGGUGUUUAAAAAAAGACAACAAAACAAAAACUACUUCAUGAAAUAAAACAUUCAU